Messenger RNA from Vitrella brassicaformis, 3048 nucleotides. The record is from the annotation of a GenBank genome assembly. Lineage: Eukaryota; Vitrellaceae.
CUCUGCCCUUCCAGGCUGUCGUGACCGCGUACCUACCGUCUGUUCUCAUUUGCGGUGUGCGAUUAAUUCAUUCUGUGUGUUAGAGAGGAGCGGCGAUGCAGCUGUCUGUGGUGUGGGUGGCCAGAUGAUGGAUCCGUUAUGAGUGAGGCAUCUGGCAGCAGCCACGACGCUGCACUCGGGGCCACAUUCACAUUCGCAGGCUGCUCUGACGAGCCGCCCACAUACCACGACGCAACAGGCGGCAAGUAAGCCAAACACACAGUGGGGCAAGGGAAGCCAUGCAUCGAGCCGCCGCAAUUCAUCAACGUGUGUGUUGGCUUCUGCAGGCGUGGUUUGGUUGCCGGUCGUGCGGAGUCAGCGCACCGCUUCUUUGCCCACCUUGCGUACGAUGAGGCGAAGGAGCAGCAGAGGAGGGACGGGCCGGCCGAGGGCACUGGCACCAAGGCGGCAGAGCGGUCCAUCACCGAUGCGUGGUUCCAUGCCAGCCGCCUGCAGCAGUACACACACUCACGCGCACGUUCACAGACAGACAGAAGACAGACAGAGAAGAAUGAUGUGAGCUGAUCUUGUCGGCUGUGGUUGUAUUGUGUUGUGUGUGAUGCAGGCGUGCGGGCGAGACGCUCUGGGACCUUCGCUAUCACCUCCUGGGCAGCGUCAUGGGACCGAAAGUGUACGCAACGCACAGGCACACCUGGCCUGCACAGAAGGCCGAUCCGAUACACGAGUGUGUGGUGUGGGUCAUCUCCCCUCUCUUCUCCGGACGGACCGGUGUGUCGUGUGGUCUCCCCUCUUCGUUUCGUUCAUCAGGUUCCGCAAUGCCGUGGUCAACGAGUCUGUGUACCGCCCGAACCAGUCCCGCAGGCUGGGGGUGUCCAAGGCCACCACUUUGCAGCGGGACCUGGCACCGAAGGCUGAGGAAACGGCUCUCACCACACAAGCACGCAAAGAGGUGAGAGAGGCCAUAUGUCGAAAAGGAGAGAGAGGGGCGACAAUGUUUGUCCACGUGUACUGACUAUGUUAUGUGUGCGGGGCGUGGCGUGGCGUGGCGUGGUGUGCCGUCGGCAGGCGCUGGAGGGCACUGUAGAGCGGCUGAGGAGCGCGAGAAGCAGCCUCAUGCAAGACCUCAGGAGCCACGAACAAGUAGGUACUGCAUCAAUGGCGAUGGCACGCACGGCACAUCACAGCACGAUCCGCCCUCUGCACACCCACUCACUACUCUGCUCCUCUGCGAUCUGUCUGUCCGUCUGUGUGUGAGUUAGCUGCAUCAAGUCCUGACCCAGCUGCGGCCCCACUGGAAGAUCAACAAACAGACGACAACAACAACCGGCUCCCCAGAUCGCCUCCCCGCAGCUGCCGCCAAGGCGCAGGUGGAAGUGGACAUCUUCGAGGCGCCACGGAUGGGGUGGGGUCUCCCCCAGCCAGCGCCGCCAUCAAGGCACCCCACACUGAGGCAAUCGUCACCCUUCGGACCAUACAGGGCACAGAUCGCCGUGAAGAGCGUACGCACACCGGGGUCAAGAGAACAGAGAGCGCCUUCGGUGUCUGUCUGUCGACGGAGGGUGCAUGUGGCGUGUGCGUGUCUUUGUCUGUGUGUGAUCAGGGUGCGGAGGAGGGCGAGGUCGAGAGCGGUGGUGCGUCGCCGUCAGCUGACAUUCCCCUGACGAUUAUCUUUGAUGAGUACGACGCCUUUCGCAUUGAGGAGCGGUACGAGCUGCGGGUGGCCAUCAGACCGCUGCUGGGGGCCGACAGCAACAAUGCUUCACCUCUGCCACAUCGAGAGGAGGCCACGGCAGCUGACGUUGAAGGCACAGGUGAGAGGAGAAUGCCGCGGGGAGGCAGGCACCUUUGAAUGGUCGGCUGUCUGUGAUGUGUACCAGUGCCUCCCUCGGUCACUCUGCCGCUAGCGCAGUCCCUCCACCGUGUCCUGGCCUACGCCCAGCAUCGCUUCCUGGACCGAUGUCUAUUCCACGUCGUACACGGGCAGGUCAUACCAACACGCCAGGCCAGCAGUGUCAAGAACAUACCAUAUUACCAUACAUUGUCGCGACGAAUCGAGUCCAUCUUUGCUUUCGUGGUGGUGUGGUGUGUGUUGUGCAGGCAGCCGCCCUCCAAUCGACGGGCAGCCUUUCGUCAGCCGCUGUGCCCGCCUCCCGCCCUCCCUCCCCGUCCCUCGCUCCCUAUGACGGCCUCCCAGGCAGGCCGGGGCCGGCGGACGGAGCGCCCGUGGUGACGCGACUCGAUGACCGGCACGUUUCUCUCGUCCUGCAGGGGGCGUCAGCGCCUCUUGUGCUGAGGAUCAUGUACGGUCAGUGAGUGCACCAGAACCAGGAGACGGAGAGCUUGGAGGGCGCUGCACUCGUGUGUUGUGGGAUGGAUGUUGCUUGGGGUCGUGUUCGUGUCGGUCGGUAUAGGUCCAGUUGGCGAGAAUGAAAAUCAACAAGUGGGCCACAAGAGACAACGGAACGACUGUAGUGGUGGUGGUGGUGGUGGUUCGCCUGACCAAUCCCCGUCAGAAGACGCAGCACUGGUCAGUUAGUCAGUCAGCCAGCCACCCUGGAACCAACACUCUCGCGACACUACUUCGUCCCUUCCUUGUUGGUUGGUUCAUUCAGGCGACUCUCCGCCACCUAUUCGUCCGUGCGUGGCGUGAGCUGCUGGUUGACCGCCCCAACAGGUGUCUGGACCACGGUAUGCAUGGCACCUUCGGCAUCGAGCGAAGAUCGGCAUCCGGUCAGGGCCUUCCCCCACCCGAACCCAACAAGUGGGCCGCCCCCGUGUACCCGCCUCCCCCUGCUGCAGCGGCUGCGGCCGCGGCCGCUGGUGGUGAUGACAAUGGGCGAGCGUCGUGUGUGGAGCCCGAGAGGUUGCUGGAGACCUUCCUGCGGUGGGUGCAGACCAAUGGUGGGGAGGAAUGACUGCUUGUGAGGUGAGAUGGAGUGGGUGAGCUUUAUUUGUUGCUAUCGGGGUCGCUGGCUGGCUGGCUGGCUGGAUGGAUGGAUAGGGCAUUUAGUGCGUGCUCGUUUCAGUGUGUACGACGGACGGUUGGGG